AUGUCCCCGUUCGACUUAAGUCCGGGCCCCGAAGGCUCCGGCUCGGGCAGCGGACCCUCGGGAGCGUCCCAGCAAUACGUGCCCCAAGGGGCCGCUUACCAAUGCACAUCAGAUCCACAGCCGUUCGCCUACGCUAAUCUGGACGCUUCAUAUCUGUUUCCUGCAGGUGCCGGAGGAGAACCGGGAGCGUACCUCCCAGCGGCCGGUACGGUGUGUGAUCAAACUGACACAAAAGACGUGAUAGAAGAACUCUGUCCUGUUUGCGGGGACAAAGUGAGCGGAUACCACUAUGGGCUGCUCACUUGUGAAUCUUGCAAAGGCUUCUUUAAGAGGACCGUACAGAAUAAGAAGGUGUACACAUGUGUAGCAGAACGUGCUUGUCAUAUUGAUAAAACCCAGAGGAAACGAUGUCCCUUCUGCCGUUUCCAAAAGUGCCUGGACGUCGGAAUGAAGUUAGAAGCUGUUCGAGCGGACCGCAUGCGAGGCGGUCGCAAUAAGUUCGGACCAAUGUACAAACGAGAUCGCGCCAGAAAACUGCAAAUGAUGAGGCAGAGGCAGAUCGCUGUUCAGACCCUCCGCGGCUCACUUGGCGACGGCGGCCUGGUCCUCGGAUUCAGCUCGCCUUACGCCUCAGUGCCCGUGAAGCAAGAGAUCCAGAUACCGCAAGUCUCUUCGUUGACGUCAUCGCCUGAAUCCUCACCAGGACCGGCGCUAUUGGCUGCGCAGCCGCAAGCGCCCCAAGUGCCGCCGCCGCCCGCGCACGACAAGUGGGACGCCCAUUCCCCCCAUUCCGCCUCGCCGGACGCUUUCGCCUUCGACAAUUCCGCAACAGCAGCCGCCACACCGUCCAGCACGGCCGAGGCCACCAGCACAGAGACCCUCAGGGUGUCACCGAUGAUCAGGGAGUUCGUCCAGACGAUCGACGAUAGAGAGUGGCAAAACUCGCUCUUCGGCCUCCUCCAGAGCCAGACGUACAACCAGUGCGAAGUGGACCUGUUCGAGCUGAUGUGCAAAGUGCUCGAUCAAAACCUGUUCUCGCAAGUUGACUGGGCGAGGAACACGGUGUUCUUUAAGUAUUUAAAGGUGGAUGAUCAAAUGAAGCUGCUGCAACACUCGUGGUCCGAUAUGCUGGUGCUGGACCACCUGCAUCAGAGGAUGCACAAUGGCCUCCCGGACGAGACGACGCUGCACAACGGUCAGAAGUUCGACCUUCUGUGCCUGGGCCUCCUCGGGGUGCCGUCCCUCGCCGAUCACUUCAAUGAGCUGCAGAACAAACUCGCGGAGCUUAAGUUCGACGUACCUGACUACAUCUGUGUCAAAUUCCUACUGCUCCUGAACCCUGACGUGAGGGGUAUCGUAAACGUGAAGUGCGUCCGAGAUGGUUAUCAGACGGUGCAAGCAGCGCUUCUGGACUACACGCUUACCUGUUAUCCUACGAUACAGGAUAAAUUUGGAAAAUUAGUAAUGGUCGUGCCUGAGAUUCACGCGCUUGCAGCCAGAGGCGAAGAGCAUCUAUACCAGCGGCAUUGCGCUGGCCAGGCCCCAACACAGACUCUACUUAUGGAAAUGCUACACGCUAAACGCAAGCCAAACGGAGGCGAAAUGGUUAACCGGAAUGCUGAGCACACGUCGACUCUAGACCGAUUGUGCGGUUUCCUGCCAAAUGACACGAUUGAGUCGCAUUCUCCUAUAUAG
This is a messenger RNA of Leptosia nina, 1695 nucleotides long. The record is from the annotation of a GenBank genome assembly. Lineage: Eukaryota; Metazoa; Arthropoda; Insecta; Lepidoptera; Pieridae.